AAUUGUUCGCGAUAAUAGGUUUUAAAUUUAUUUUUCUCACUUCUUGUUUAAAGCAUGAGUAUUCCGGUUUUUAUUGAUUUGGAGCCGAUAAAUCAGUUAUCGGAACUGCGGAGUUAUUUGAGAAGUAAGAAUGUGGAUAUCGAGGAAGAGGUCCCGGAGAAUGUCUUCCUUGAAGAAAAUCUCUUCCAAGUCAUCACCUGCUCCGAACAACUUUGGAAGGAACAAGUCAAUGAAUCCGAAGUUGAGUCGAUUUUCAACAGUAUAAUCAGUUUAAGUAUAGUCUUACCGCAUGAACAGAUUGAACCAGCUGUCAGUGCCCUCUGCCAGCAACUCAAAAAGCCACUACCUAUUGGGGAUAAAAGAAACGCCUCCAAAUUAAAACUCUUGAACAACUUGUUCAUUGGCCUAGAUGAAACCUCCCAGCUUAGAUACACAACCUAUUUAUCUCUCAUCCAAUUGGCUGGCCAAACUGACCUACUUAACCUCGUUAACAUAAAAUUGGAUGAUGUGAAGAAGUGGAUGAAGUUGUGGCAGUUAGAUACGCCCCAAUAUCAGGCUCUACUCAGGGUUCUACAUGAGAUGUUCACCUCCACUAAAAAAACUGACCAGGCCUCGAAAGUGAUGAUAGAACUGUUGGGAACGUACAAUGAAGAGAACGCUGCCCAAGCCAGAGUCGAUGCCAGGAGGUGCAUAGCGACCUGCAUAGCUGACCCUUCUGUUUUGUUAUUGGAUCAUUUGUUACUGCUUAAGCCCGUUAAAUUUUUAGAAGGAGAGCCAAUACAUGAUCUUGUGACUAUAUUUGUGUCUGGAAAGUUGAGCCAGUAUUUAUCAUUCUAUGAAAAGCAUAAGGAUGUCAUUUCCUCCAAUGGUUUGAAUCACGAGGACAACAAGCAGAAGAUGAGACUACUCACCUUUCUGUCAUUGGUCGAAGGAAAGAAUGAAGUGACCUAUCAGGCUGUCCAAUCAGAGCUUCAACUGGAAGACAACCAAUUAGAACCUUUCAUUAUUAAUGUAAUCAAAAGCAAGGCAGCUAAAGUGAAAUUGGUGCAAACUCAAAAGAAAAUUGUUGUUAACAGUUCUAUAAAUAGAACUUUCGGAAAGCCCCAAUGGCUGCAGCUCAAAAAUCAAUUGAUUACAUGGCAGACGAAUUUGAACCUGGUGGCCAAUGGCCUGCAGGGCAUUACCGCCAAAGUUUAAAAAUAACUCGUUCGGGAGUUUUCAAAUCUGAAAACUGAAACCGAAACUUUUAUUUAGUUGGUUAUUUUUAUCGAGUUCUGAUUUUAUUAAUAAAUUAUUUUCAAAAAAGUGAAUAAAUAAGUGCUAUGGCUCGUAAUAAA
Helobdella robusta is the source of this 1337-nucleotide messenger RNA. RefSeq lists its product as hypothetical. Gene Ontology annotation, cellular component: cytoplasm; eukaryotic translation initiation factor 3 complex. Gene Ontology annotation, biological process: cytoplasmic translational initiation. The transcript is spliced from 10 exons. Gene Ontology annotation, molecular function: translation initiation factor activity. NCBI's taxonomy places the organism in Eukaryota, Metazoa, Annelida, Clitellata, Rhynchobdellida, Glossiphoniidae. Bases 55 to 1197 code for a protein of 380 amino acids. The record is from RefSeq and is a predicted model, not a curated record.